AUGGCUUGUCAUGUUUCGCCCCCUCAGGAGGUCGAAGUCAUCAAGACUUUCAAUUACACAGUGCCUACCAAGAUCGUUGAAAAUGAGCAAGCCGCUUACACCACAUACAUGGACCCGCAUCAGCCUUCGCUGACUGUUCUGGACCACACAAUCCUCGAGCCUAGGGAAACUAUUAAGAAGUAUCCGUCUAAGCUUGUAAUAUCAUAG
Molecule: messenger RNA, 207 nt
Organism: Alternaria postmessia
Lineage: Eukaryota; Fungi; Ascomycota; Dothideomycetes; Pleosporales; Pleosporaceae
Exons: 2
Coding region: 1-207 (68 amino acids)
Source: RefSeq, a predicted model, not a curated record